AUGACCAGCAAAAUUAUUGAAACUCGGCUCUUCAUUAAUGGCGAAUUCCGCCCCUCAUCCAAUGAGGAAACCUUUGACCUUCCAUCUGCCCGCUCCGGUGAACUUUUGGCGAGAGUAUAUGAGGCUACGAAUGAAGAUGUAAAUGAUGCUGUCGCCGCAGCCAAGACGGCGUUCCCCGCUUGGGCGGCCUUGUCUCCGUACGAAAGAGGAAGGUUUCUUGUGAAAUUGGCUGAUUUGAUCUCUGAGUCCCAUAUAGAGCUAGCCCACCUCGAAGCAGAGUCCAUGGGCCGACCUGUCUCUAGCUAUUUCGAUGCUGUCGCAGGCUCCAAGUGGUUUCGCUACUUCUCUGAGGCGGCGUAUCCACAAGGAUCCUCAAGUCUGAAUACGCCAGGUUACAUCAACAUCACAUUAAAGCAGCCAGUUGGUGUCGUUGCAGCCAUCAUUCCCUGGAAUGCACCGCUUGUCUUCCUCUGCAAGAAACUGGCCCCGGCGCUUGCUGCAGGCAACGCCGUAGUACUCAAGAGCAGUGAAAAGGCGCCCUUGACGAGUUUGUACGUCGCGGACCUUGUCAAAAAGGCCGGAUUUCCUCCUGGAGUUGUCAAUAUUCUAUCGGGUCACGGCCCAGGCGCCGGAGCUGCGCUCGCUUCGCAUAUGGAUGUUCGUGCGCUCUCGUUCACGGGCUCAAACCGAACCGGUAAACUCAUUUCAAAAAUGGCUACCGACUCUAACAUGAAAAAACUCAUUUUUGAGUUGGGCGGCAAAUCCCCUGCCAUUAUUUUCGACGAUGCGGACGUCGAUACAGCUGCCCGCGACACGCAAUUUAGCAUCCACCUUAUGAGCGGGCAGACUUGCAUGGCAAAUUCUCGCAUUUACGUUCAUCGAAAUAUCGCCGAACGAUUCUUGGAGAAGUUUAAAACCGCAUUCACUUCCAAUCGUAUGGGUGACCCGACAGAUCCCAACACCAAUCAAGGACCACAAGCCGACAAGAUCCAGCACGCUACUGUGCUGCGCUAUAUUGAAAUGGGCAAACAAACGGGAACGCUGGUCACGGAUGAGCAGUCUGCCCCUGGUUUCUUCAUCAACCCUACAAUCUUUAUAGAUGUGCCAGAGGAUUCGCAAAUCAUGAAAGAAGAGAUAUUCGGGCCCGUGGUCACUAUCAACACUUUUGACACUGAAGCCGAAGCAGUGGCCAACGCCAACAAUACCGAGUAUGGUUUGUAUGCGGCAGUUUACACGAAAGACCUAGACCGAGCCAUGAGAGUCGCUUCCCGCUUGGAAGCUGGCACCGUAGGUGUAAACUGUACAAGCCCGACAAAGGGGGAUGACACGCCAUUCGGCGGGCAGAAAGGCAGUGGAUUGCAGAGAGAGAGCUAUCUUCACAGCAUCGAGACAUUCAUGGAGACGAAAUCUGUUUUGAUCAAGGUGGUCGGUCUCUGA
Molecule: messenger RNA, 1437 nt
Organism: Akanthomyces muscarius
Lineage: Eukaryota; Fungi; Ascomycota; Sordariomycetes; Hypocreales; Cordycipitaceae
Exons: 4
Coding region: 1-1437 (478 amino acids)
Molecular function (GO): aldehyde dehydrogenase (NAD+) activity
Source: RefSeq, a predicted model, not a curated record